Molecule: messenger RNA, 395 nt
Organism: Haemonchus placei
Lineage: Eukaryota; Metazoa; Nematoda; Chromadorea; Rhabditida; Trichostrongylidae
Source: the annotation of a GenBank genome assembly
AUGCCACGAAUGUUUUUCGAACAUUGGGGUGGACGAAGGACAUUCUCGUGUGAGGAUUGCGGAACUUACUUAUCGAAUAGGCAGGAAGUCGUAUCUACUCGAUUUAGUGGAAACACCGGCAGAGCAUUUCUUUUCCGCCGAGUUGCUAAUACUAGGCAAGGUAGUCCUGUGAUUCGCAAGCUAACCACAGGAAAUCAUUUGGUUCGGUCAGAGACGUGUUUUGUCUUUGCUGUGGUACAAAAUUGGGAUGGCUGUACGAAUUCACCUGCCAGGAGUCAGAGCGAUAUAAAGAAGGUGGCGCCCAUUUUCUUUUUCCGAUCUAUUUCGACACUUUUUCGACAAUUAAAUACAUAACAGUGUUCCGUUAUCAAAUAAGCUCCGUAAUCAUCUUGUGA